AGGACCCUUUUUCCAUAGAAGAUGCUAAAACCUGUAAAUAUGAGACUGUUUUCACCAUAUUUAUUUGUGCUUAUUAUGCUUUUGCAUGUUCACAUAGCAGUGGCAUUAUUCUUGAAUAGUUGUCCAGACAAAGUGAUGUGGAACUUGAGGGCCCAGAACAUGUGCGGUGAUAAAGAUAAAUACAUGUGUCUAUAUGAUACAAAUGCACGAAAAUUCAGAGAACUCUGUAAAGACAAACCUGACUUUCAUAGACCAGGGAAUAUAUUUGUAAUUAGCGGAAACUUACAAUAUUUUGCUGGAAGACCAUGUUAUAGCAACAAAUACCAACCACAUAAAUGGUGGACAAAUGGUAGCAGUGACUGUCAGUAUCUUAAGUCAAUGUGCAACGAAGAAGGACAGGUACCGUUCAACAAUGGAACGACAACCAGAGACAGAAAAUGUCGAUGUGACUAUACUAAUUACUAUACUUUUCUCAAUAGUUCAAGGAAUAGAUGUUACUGUGAUCCUACAGAAGAAGAUUGUUCGUGCUACAGAAAAACCUGUAAUACAGACGAAGUUCUUACACCAGGUAUUUCAAAUAUCGUUCCCUACAGUUGAAAAGAGAUGA
Molecule: messenger RNA, 607 nt
Organism: Mytilus californianus (California mussel)
Lineage: Eukaryota; Metazoa; Mollusca; Bivalvia; Mytilida; Mytilidae
Exons: 3
Coding region: 22-597 (191 amino acids)
Source: RefSeq, a predicted model, not a curated record